UCUCUCCAAAGUAAAAAAGGAAAAACGUGAGACAGAACAGAGAGAUCGAGGAAUGAGAGACACGAAGACGACUAAGAGAGAAUGUCGUCUUCGUUGUUUCGUCAAAUUUUUCUCUUCAUCUCAUCUCUCGUCCUUCUCUUCUCCGGCGAUGUUCCCUCCGCCGCCGGAGCUCCCUCUACACGCGAGGUGAUGAGAGAAAGGAGGAAUAAGCUGCAAACGAUGGAGUUUUUAAACGCGCACAACACAGCGCGGGUAGCUUCAGGCGCGUCGCAUCUCAGAUGGGAUCAAGGCCUGGCCCGUUUCGCAAACGAUUGGGCCAAACAGCGCAAAUCGGAUUGUAAAAUGACCCAUUCAGGUGGGCCCCACGGGGAGAAUAUAUUCUGGUACCAAAGGAGUGUGAACUGGACGCCGAAGAGAGUGGUUGCGACGUGGGUGGAUGAAAGCUUGCACUACGAUCGGACGACUAACUCGUGCGGAGCUGGUAAGAUGUGCGGCCAUUAUACGCAGAUCAUAUGGCGCACAACCACUGCCGUUGGAUGCGCACGUGUCAAGUGUGACAACGAGCUUGGAUUCCUAGUCGUUUGCGAGUAUUCACCUGGUGGAAAUUACGAUGGCGAAAGUCCCUUUGAUUCGCCUAAAUGAUAUUAUAAUCAUACAACUUCAAUGUUGUUUUUCUCUAAUUGUUCUCUCAAAUUCAAAUGAAACCAUUUUUCUUCCUCGAUGUUUUUAGCUAAUGCUCUACUUCAACUAAUGUAUUGUCCGAAUAACGUGGAACGUGUAUUUAUACAUAUAAUGGGCUUGUUAUUGGGCUCGGUCUUGAAUAAUGGUCUGGUAAUAAUUAUUAUAAGGCUUUUCUGUUCAAGUGCAUGAAACGCUGUCGUUUAAUCAAGUGAAU
Molecule: messenger RNA, 895 nt
Organism: Brassica napus (rape)
Lineage: Eukaryota; Viridiplantae; Streptophyta; Magnoliopsida; Brassicales; Brassicaceae
Product: pathogenesis-related protein PRB1-3
Exons: 1
Coding region: 82-642 (186 amino acids)
Cellular component (GO): extracellular region
Source: RefSeq, a predicted model, not a curated record